Molecule: messenger RNA, 3480 nt
Organism: Globicephala melas (long-finned pilot whale)
Lineage: Eukaryota; Metazoa; Chordata; Mammalia; Artiodactyla; Delphinidae
Gene: CD99L2
Product: CD99 molecule like 2
Biological process (GO): positive regulation of neutrophil extravasation; T cell extravasation; homotypic cell-cell adhesion
Cellular component (GO): plasma membrane
Source: RefSeq, a predicted model, not a curated record
CUCCCUCCCGGGGCCGCGCCGCGCGCGCGCCGGUUCUGGGCGAGGCCCUGCAGUAGCGGCAGGGUUCCUCCCUCUUCUGCUCCUCCUCCUCCUUCCCGGCUCCUCCCCGAUCACCCCCUCGGGCGCUCUCGCGCUAACUGUGCUCCUCUGGGCCCCGUCCGCCCGCUCCCAGCCAUGGUGGCCUGGCACUCGGCGUUCCUCAUCUGCCUCGCUUUCUCCUUGGCCACUCUGGUCCAGAGAGGAUCUGGGGACGUUGGUUUCAGUCUGGAGGAUGCACUGGAAGAAACUUCCUCAGUGAAGCAGAGAUGGGACCGUGUCACCACCACAACCAGGAGACCGGGAGCGACCAGAGCUCCAGCAAAGCCUGCAGGUAGUGAAUUUGACCUGGCCGAUGCCUUGGAUGAUCAAGAUCAUGGCCACAGGAAGCCGAGUGCAGGAGGAGGAGAGAGAUGGGACCGUGUCACCACCACAACCAGGAGACCGGGAGCGACCAGAGCUCCAGCAAAGCCUGCAGGGCCCCCUGACGAAAAAGACUUUGACCUGGCCGAUGCCUUGGAUGAUCGAAAUGAUCAAGAUCAUGGCCACAGGAAGCCGAGUGCAGGAGGAGGAGGUUUUUCAGACAAGGAUCUUGAAGACAUAGUAGGGGGCGGUGAAUACAAACCUGACAGGGGUAAAGGUAAUGGCCAGUAUGGCAGCGAGGACGACUCAGGAUCCGGCAUGUCAGCAGAGACCGGCACCAUUGCCGGCGUGGCCAGCGCUCUGGCCAUGGCCCUGAUCGGCGCUGUCUCCAGCUACAUCUCCUACCAGCAGAAGAAGUUCUGCUUCAGCAUUCAGCAUGCAGCAGAAGGUCAAGAGGGUCUCAGUGCGGACUACGUGAAGGGGGAGAACCCGGAGGCCGUUGUGUGUGAGGAGCCCCAAGUGAAAUACUCAGCACUGCAGACGCAGUCCGCGGAGCCACUGCCGCCGGAGCCGCCCCGGAUCUAAGGGGCUGAGGAUGCGAGGCCCUGCCCCGCGAGGCAGGCUGUGGGCACACAGGGCCGCUGCUUGGGACCCAGCUCCUUGUUUCGUUUGGACCCACGGCUGCCACGCUGCUCCUUCGAUGUCAUUGGCUUCUUGUCGUUCUCAGUUUUCCGGACGAGCUCUGGGUGUUCGUGAGUUUGGCUCGUGCGCCCGCCCUGCCGCAGGGCCUCCGGAGAGCCUUGCUGCGGAAAUCCUUAGUGAGCUGGGGAGGGGGAGACCGAGCGGAGGGCAGCCAGAGGACACGCGUGCUGCAGGGCAAGAGUCUGAACCCAGGGCCCUGCCAUCCCCUGCACGCUGCACUGCCUCGCUGGGCGGCUUUCAGCCGCAGGAGCACACCGGUGAGCGCCGGGUGACACCGCUCACAUGCCACACCCAGGGGUGUUUUUAUUUCUGUCCUUCGUUCCAGCUCCAGCCCUUAUGCCACUGGGCUUCCUAAGCGCUGGUGCAAGUGGUGGCUUUUCAUUUAAGUGAAAACGUGCAUGUCACAGUAUCCCUGCCUUGAGAGUUCAGGAAUCUUCUGGAUGUGUAGGAGGCUGUGGCUCUCAGGCCUAAUUCCCGUAUGAUGCUGUGGGACCGGACGUGGUCUCCAGGCUGACAAGAUUAGUUCAGUGAGUUUUCUACUGGGGCUGGGGGCGUGUGUGCUUAUUUUGGUAGCAAAAGCUACAGACGUCAAGAAUGAGCAUCAGAGCCUGAAGCAUGCCCGUUGGUUGCCUAAAGAUGUACAUGGUGGGGAGGGGAGGGGAAAGGGACGUUGGUUUGGUGUGGGAGCUCACCUGACUCGGCGAGUCUCUAGUCACCCUGCCUGUCCUCUGACGGACAGCGCGUGGGGGCCCGCGGGCACCCGCACCGGCGGCCGCCGUCGUGAUUGGCUGGAGCAGAGCUGCCUUCCUGGAACAUUUGUCAGGCCCACGUGUGGUCCUGAUCCUGGGAGCGCUGCUGUCGGGCUGAGCUAGAGUCUAGAGCCCCGUCUAUGGAUAACGAGUUUGCGGUGUCAGAGAGCACUUCUGGAAGCAUCGUGUGAGUCAGCAGGAAGGCGGGGUCCUAUUAAUCCAGCUUCACAUGCUGCAGGACUGCUGUGUCAGCCCCUCCACUUCCGCUAGGUCGGGAUGAGGCAACUCCGACUUCUUAGGGAGACAGUUGACAUCUGAACAGACGCCGCAGCUUAGAUGGCCUCAUGUGUUCGUGUUAUACAGGGCAUGCCGUGGGCCCCCCGACACCCCCGCCUGCAGGCUCACGCCGGGCAGGCUGGAUCGUGUGCGGCUCCCGGAAGUGAGCAGCAGAGGGGUCGCUGGUGAGGUCAGCCUGUCCCCAGGACCUCCCCGCCCUGCCCUCGUGGGACAGGCUGUUGUCAGCUUUGCCAGGCUUGUCCCUGCCAGGCUGGCCAGGGCUGAUGUCCCCACCCCUCUGCUGCUGGGCUGGAGGCGGCCCUGAGGGACUUUAGGUGACAGCAAGCUAUGAAUGCAAAACAGGGUGACCUCAGGGCCCAGGGAGGGGCCGUGUCCUGAGUAACAGGAGUUGGGUAGGGAUCAGGGCGGUGCUCGGAAGCUCAUUGCGUUAGGAGGGCUGCUCACCAACGUUCCCAGGCAUUUUAAAGAAGGAGACGAGGCAGCACUUGUGUGUGGUAAGAUGCUUUUCUCCCAGCCACUGGGAAGUUUGGACAUUUAUAGAGAAGUCACAGUCACGGCAGUGACUAGGAAGUGACGUGGCCCAUGUGAUUCUGGGCAUGGCCAGGCAUGGCGCCCCCGGUGGGCCACCUCAGCUCUGCGGCGAGGCUCAUCUGAGGUGAAGACCCUGAAAUCCUAUCUGUGAUGUGAAGUCAGCGCCCUCUGCACAUCCAUUUUCUCAGUAGCACUGACUUUGGUUAAGAGAGACCCAUCACGCUCUUGUCUAUCUCGGUGCCCUCUGUGGCAAGCCCAGAGCCCAGCACCCAGCCCUGUGCCAGUGACCGGAGAGGCCUUGAAAGUCACUCACCCACCCACCCGUUUGCAGGGCUCACUCACAUCCUGGGACGGGGUGUGGGGGACCGACACUGGCUGAUGCCCGGGGGCUCUUGUAGCUGUGUCCACCUGGAGGCUGCACCGACCAGCUUGCCCGUCCCAGGCGGUAGUGGAGACCGUGAGUGAGCUAGAAAGGCCAGCUGACAGUAUCUGAUCACUGUCAGCUUAACUGGGGGCGGGGAGAGGGGGCUCAGUGUUUACGAUAGCAACUCCGAGCCCCUGGGGGAAGGAGGCAGGGCAGCCUAGCCGGCUUGGGCACCCUCCCCCUGUGGCACCCAGAGAGCAGCGCCAGGCCCACCGCCUCGGCUGCUUGGGGUGGGGGUCAGUACCAGUUCUGAGGAAGAAGAGGCUGACACUGACCUCAGGAUCCCCGGUACUUUCUCUGUGCUCGUGUUUAAUUGUGAAUUGUAAGCUCUCUCGUGUUCGCAUUAAACGAAAGGGAGCCUAACGGACCCCUGUAUUC